AUGUCCUCCUCCUGCCGCACGAUUCUGGCCGAGCUCGACGCAAGUAUCGUACACGAAGCUUGGUCAACAUGCGAGCAGAUCCUCGCGUUCAUGAGUUCCUUUAGCGUGUCUGCGCGCAACACCUUGCUCUUCCUCCGGACGGCACGGACCCAGGCCAUGGCGGAGAAUGGCAGUCAUGUAGAUAGCGAUCGCAAUCUGGCCCGACAGGACCAGGGACAGGGGCAGCUGCACCUGCAGGAGAACCUUUUUGUAGAUCCGAAUGGACUUUUUCUGAGCCACUGGGAUGCGUCUGCCGAUGAGUUGGAGUUGGGGUUUCUAGGGCCAUUUGAUUACGGGGAGAUGCAGGGGUGGCUGGGAGACAGCUCAUAG
Aspergillus lentulus is the source of this 369-nucleotide messenger RNA. RefSeq lists its product as uncharacterized. NCBI's taxonomy places the organism in Eukaryota, Fungi, Ascomycota, Eurotiomycetes, Eurotiales, Aspergillaceae. The record is from RefSeq and is a predicted model, not a curated record.